CGGCCAUGCGUUUCCCAUCCCUGGCCGGGAGCGUCUUGCUCAGCUUGGCGAGCCUGUGGCUGCAUACCGCCGCCUCCCUUGCAGCUUUGGAACCGUCAAUUACAUGUAGUUCUGAAACUGGCCCAUCUGCUGAAUGGACAGUCAAACACCAUUUAACGCCAGGAGAUCUGCAGAACCUGAGAGUUGAAGCUGUUAAAGCCGAUGUUGAGUCAGAAUCUGAUCCAAUCCGUGUGAAUAUUAGCUGGAAACUUAGAGAGGAUGCAAGCAUCAGGGUGUUGACUGCUACCAAGAUCUGUGUCCUUGGGAAAGGCAGGAUCCAAACCUUCGAGUGUGUUCGAUGCAACUACACUGAUACAUUUAAAAGUCAAACUAGCCCCAGUGGGGACAAAUGGCAGUUUCAUUAUGUUGGAUUUCCUGUAGAAUUGAGUACACUGUAUUUUAUCAAUGCUCAUAAUAUACCAACAGCAAAUAUGAAUGAGGAUGCGCCUUCCAUAUCUGUGAAUUACACAUCACCAGGUUGCCUAGAUGGGGUAAUGAAGUUUAAAAAACGAUGUGUAGAAGUGGGAAGUCUCUGGGAUCCAAAACUCAUUGCCUGUAAGAAAGAGAGGUCGUUGGAAGUGACCUUUACAACCAGUACCCUUGGAACGAAGUACUCCAUUUUGGUUGAGAUGGAUGACCCUGUUGGAGUUAUUAAGAAUUUUGAGAGAAAUCAGAGCCGUGUUUCUGUAACAAUCCCAGUGCCUGAGGAAAGCAAAGGUGUUACUGUGCAGCUAAUUCCUUACUUCCCCAAAUGUGGCAAUGACUGCACAAGGCGCAAAGGAACUAUCCUAACUUGCUCAGAACCAGGAAGCAACAAAACCAUUUCGGUAGGAAGCCACUUGCUUUUAAUCUUACCUGCUUCAUUUGUAGUUUUGUGGGUUCUUGCUGCUGGCAUAUAUUUGAUUUGGAGGCACGAAAAAGUUAAGAAACAAGUGGUUUUCCAUGCCACAAAGCUACAACCACCCAUUAAAGUUUUGGUUGUAUAUCCAUCAGAUGUAUGUUUCCAUCACACAGUUUGCUGUUUUGCUGAAUUUCUUCAUGAUCACUGCAGAAGUGAUAUUAUUAUCGACAAGUGGCAGAAAAGGAAAAUAGCAGAAAUGGGCCCAGUUCAGUGGCUUGCCACUCAGAAGGAGGAAGCAGAUAAAGUCAUUUUUCUGCGUUCUAGCUGGGAUAGUACAGUGUGCGAAGUUACCUGCCACAAAGAUACCAGAUGCCAGAGUGAAAGUUCUCAAGAUCUGUUUAUGCUUGCGUUUAACCUGUUCUGCAGUGACCUGAAAAGCCAGCCUUUGCUACACAAAUACAUGGUCGUCUAUUUCAGUGAAGAAAACUCCUCAGAUAAUUUUAGUGCCCUCAACCUUUGUCCAAAAUAUCAUCUCAUGAAGGACACUGAUCUCUUCUGUAGAGAUCUCCAAAACAUCUAAGAGCCCAUGCCAUGAGAAGGCAGAAAACAACAGGUCACACCAAAUCCUCACAGAAAUAAUGAAAAUACAAAGGAAUUUGUAUAAAGUAGGAGGAGAGCAUUAUUCAUACUACUGUAACUGAAGGAAACAAGACACUCCUUCAAACUCUUUUGCUAGGUGAGACCAUUAGGCCAAGAAUUUGGAGGUGAUUCUUUUUGUUGCUUGGGAAUUUUACAGGGGGAGCAAAGUCCUCAAAGGCUUUUACUUCCUGCUUAUUUGACCAUAAUUAAUUCUACUGCAUUAAUCAUUAGCUUUUCUUUGGCAUUUAUAUGUAUAAUACAGUACAAUUUCCAUCAAUUAGUGACUAUUGAGCACCUACGUACGGAGUGUUAGGCACUCUACUAAAUAAUAAACUCCUCAUCUACACU
This is a messenger RNA of Tachyglossus aculeatus (Australian echidna), 1867 nucleotides long. RefSeq names its product interleukin 17 receptor B (gene IL17RB). Gene Ontology annotation, molecular function: interleukin-17 receptor activity. The coding region runs from base 6 to 1460 and encodes 484 amino acids. The transcript has 11 exons. The record is from RefSeq and is a predicted model, not a curated record. NCBI's taxonomy places the organism in Eukaryota, Metazoa, Chordata, Mammalia, Monotremata, Tachyglossidae.